AAAGAUCAAAACGUGUGACUGUUUCCUGCAAUCAUCUAUCCUUCAGGCACGUGCUUUUUCUUUUUUUUUUCCAUAUCAAUAGUGCCAGAAUUAUAAUGUAUAUCUUAGAUAAAACAUAAAUUGCCAGAAAAACUUUUUACUUGGGUGUAUGCAUGUAGUUUACUCAUCUUUUCUUCAGGGUUUAUGCAAUAAGAUGGCACCACCAAGAAUUAAUGAUGUAGAAGAGGAUUAACUGAUUUUGAAGGGGCUGCUGGUCUGUUCUGCCUCUCAUAUGUCAGCUCUUCCCCAGAGGCCAGCUGCUUAUGAGAAUGUUGUGUGUUGUUGAGAAAAUUUACACAAUCCACCUGCUUCAUUCUUUUCACUCAGGCUCAUCAUUUUGAUCAAUAUAAAUACACUUAAUUAUGUGAACAGCUCGUCAGCGCAAAUACAAAAUAAUUCAAACAUUUUUUUCUGCCAAUCAUUUGCUUUUGAAAUGAACACUGAAAUGUGCCUUAUAUCUUUUCAAUUGUGUCUAAUUUUCCUUUAUAUGCCCAUUCAUCAUCAAAAUCAAUCCAGCUUUUAUCUGGUGGCCUCACCAUGAACAGCUCAGAGCAGAUUCCGUUCCUCUUCAGUUGCAACGUGAGUCCAAGUGUGACGCCAAAGCUGGACAUCGGCGUCACCAAAAGUGAGCCGCUGACCAUCGCCAUUCCCAUGACAAUCUUCUACAGCAUCAUCUUCUUUUUUGGAGUUUUAUUUAACGGUGUGAGCAUUCUGACCCUACUCAUGGAUCCUCAUAUGAGAGUCAGCACCAUCCGUUUAUACCUGCUCAGCCUGGUUAUAUCAGAUGUUCUGCAGUUGUUGACCAUCCCAGUAACGUUAUACCGGUAUUAUUGGGAGAGCUAUCCAUGGCGUCUUGGCCAAGCUGUGUGCAAAGUCUACUUUAUGGUCCGCCAAAUGUACUGCGCCACCACCAGCUGGGUCAUUGUGAUCUUCACGACUGAACGCUAUGCAGCAAUUUGCCACACCAUGUGGUCUGUCUCCAGCUUAAAGAAGUCCCGAGUGCCCUGCCUUCUAAUUGUUUGGGUUGUUUCCCUGGCGUCAGCCGUACCCUUCGCUCUCGUCUAUGAUCAGGCAUGGGCUUGCAUUCUGGACUACACUGCAACAAGGCCAGAAGAUGCUUUUAAAGUCUCCACUAUGUGCGAAAUGACUGAGCCUGACCCUGCUCACAUGUACAAAGGAAUCAUUCUUCUGAGAGCAGCCUUCUUCUUUUUGGUGCCACUGAUCUCCAUCUUCACGCUUUACAUGCUAAUCCUGCUUUACCUCAGAAGAAACAGUCAGCAGAGGAGGAACAUGGGAAUCAUGAGGCAGGAUGUGGACGGAAGGCGAGAUGUUCAAUGCCACCAGAAUGGAAAGCUGCUUUUAAAUGAGAAAAGAGCACUGAUACUCAUGGGUGCUGUUGUGGUUGCUUUCUUUGUGCUCAACUUUCCUGACAUUGCGUCUUCACUGAUGCAGGUCUAUGUGGUCGUGUGGUCUGACACGGUGCUCUCUGUCUACACCGUCCUCAAAUCCUAUUUGUCCCUUCCACUGUGGUACAUCAACGGGGCUUUGGACCCCGUACUCUUCUGCAUAUCCUCCCAUGCGUUUCGGAGAGCGUGCUGGAGAACUCUGAGCAGACUUAGACCUCACUGCUUCAAGGAGUACCAAGGCUAGUGUCAGUUAAGAACAUAAAAUUCCAGUUAUGAUGCCAACACAAAAUCCAGAGAGGCUGACUUAUUGUUAUACAGAAUAAGCAACGGGGAAAAAACAGGAUUCCAUAAAAAGGAAAAAUAUAUUUUAAAAACAUUUACAAUUAAGUGCUUCGAAUUUAUUCUUUCGUUCAUUUGACCAAAACACAUUUUCAAAUUAUGAUAUUAAUGUAGGAGUAAGUCUGUCUAAAACUAACUAAUUUUCUUUUUCUAUCAGUGUUGCGUAUAAGUUUUUAGUGCCAGUAAACAUGUUGAAUUCCCCUGUAACGUAUAUUUAUUUCAAUUCUUUAAGGUGAUUUUCUUUUGUAGCUGCUGGCCAACAAAUGAAUGUGAAAAUGUCUUUACUUUAACGUUUAAAGCGCUAGAUGGAGACCAUUGUUGCAGGUUUUAGCUUAAAAGAUAAAGAUCACCUUGUUCUCACAAAUGAUCUUGUUGUUGUCGUCAUUUUUGCCAGAACUGUAACUAUUGUGCAUAUGAAGUCUGCAGUAUUGCAAAAGAGGAAUCUAAUAAGUCUUAUAAAAAAAGAACAUAAAAGGUAUACUAUGUCUCUUGCAACAGCCUACUGGAAUGACUAUAUCCUGCCUCUCUUGUUGACACAGGUUUUUGCAGCUAACAGCAUUACUGUAAACAGUCACAACUGUGUUCAUUCAUGUGCUACACAGAAGACAUUUCUAAUCUGAUAUAGAAAGCAUAAAAAUAUGUGCUUUUUUGACAGAUUCCUUUAAAAGAUUAAACAGCUAUGACACCUCCAACUAACUGCAUGAAGUACAUCAUCACUUAUUUAGCAAAAACUGACUAAAAAAUUAGAAAAAGGAAGACAGAGGGAAUAUAAUUAAUUACAAAGUAUAUCAUAAGAAAUGCACACCUCUAAGUAUCUUUGAGCACACCUGGAUGAUUGGCAUCAGAGGCAGACUGGUCUGUUUUUACAUAAAGAAAGUUGGGUCAUUGGAUGUCUGCAGGGUCAUGCUACAUGUGUUUUAGCUGAAAGUGGUGGCAACUUCCUUUCUGUGUGCUCCUGUGAGCUGGGGACGCAGCCUGCUAAAGGAACUCACUGGAUGCAGUGGUGGAUCAGAGACUGGCGUGCGAGCUGCCUGCCAUAAUGAGCAAAAUGCAGCACUCCAACUACAAAGUGCUGUGUUAACAGAGGAGCUGUCGUGCCAAAGGUUCUUGUCACUGAGAUCCAGGAUGAAGACGCUAAAGACAGCGAUGGCACCGUCGACAAAUAGAUUGUACAACUCAUACGUGGUCAUGUUUACGCUCUCUGUAUUUGUAUACAUUGAGGUUUUUUUAUACAUGCAUGAUUUUUUCUUUUUUUAACUUGCUUAUGUGCGCUAUGCAUGUAUGUCCUUGUUAGUUUUUGUCAGAGCACGCUUUCAGAUUCCUUUCCUUUCUGGAAUGAAUAAAGUUUUUUCUAUUUUU
Oryzias latipes (Japanese medaka) is the source of this 3143-nucleotide messenger RNA. Lineage: Eukaryota; Metazoa; Chordata; Actinopteri; Beloniformes; Adrianichthyidae. The record is from RefSeq and is a predicted model, not a curated record.